Messenger RNA from Galendromus occidentalis (western predatory mite), 1371 nucleotides. RefSeq lists its product as uncharacterized. Lineage: Eukaryota; Metazoa; Arthropoda; Arachnida; Mesostigmata; Phytoseiidae. The coding region runs from base 238 to 864 and encodes 208 amino acids. Gene Ontology annotation, molecular function: acyltransferase activity, transferring groups other than amino-acyl groups. The transcript has 5 exons. The record is from RefSeq and is a predicted model, not a curated record.
UCGGGCUUGUGUUCGCCAGUUCUGGUUGUCCGGUCAGCCACGCCUUCAUUGAAAGCUCUGCGACAUAGCUCGCUGAUCCCUCGGAAUCCGUUGAGCCGCUGGGCCACCCAUCUCCGUCGCCAGACAGGGUAGCGGCGGACCUCUCGCGGUGCAGAGUUCGUCUGUCAAGCCGGAUUCGCUCACAGGGCCCGUCCUGUCUCUCACUCCAGGUUUACCGGCAUCCCAUCCGCAUGGAACAUGAUCACCGUUAGUCAUUGCAUGAGCCUGGCCACAACUUCCCUGCAGGCGUACUACCUUCGGCGCCUCAGCAAACCAGGUCUCAUGUCCCCGUCGGAGGAGCCUAAACUCUUGGAUUCCACACCGACGCUGGCAGUGGCUGCCGCAGAACCAUUGGAGGUCACGGUCCGAACGAUCAGUUAUCAAGACACUUGUCCCCUGCGGCAAGAAGUUCUCCGGCCAGAUUUGGACGUUGUAUACUACGACGGCGACCUCGACGACACGUCGAUUCAUUUCGGCGCCUUCGUUAAUAAUGAGCUAGUCGGAGUUAUCUCCAUGUUCCAGGAGGACUUCAGUGACGUCAAAGCCGAACAGAAGCCGGCCUGCCAUCUACCUACUCCCAGGGGAAACACACAAUGGCGGAUUCGGGGCUUCGCAGUUGCUGCUAAAAUGCGAAGCAAGGGACUGGGUACGAAGCUCAUAGCCGCUUGCCUUCGACACGCUCAGGAACGAGGAGGUCGCAUGUUGUGGUGCGUAGCAAGAUGCACCGCCGAACUGGUUUACACGCGGCAAGGAUUCAGCACAACCGGAGAUAGUUUUUUCAUCGAGGGAGUCGGCCAAGUGUGCCACAUGUUUAGAACCGUAUAAGGAGAACCCGAGUCGUGCCGUGAACUCCUUCCGGAGUCGUUCGAGAUCACGGACUGAGAGCAUCCAUCCCCACCUUCGCCAAUCCCCUCCUAAUCACCUGGCAGCCUCACCUGGAAAACGUGCAUGUUGAACGAACGAUGAUGAAGUUCCGAAUACAUCUGCCGCCGCAGCAGUCCUCGACGUUGUCGGAAGGGAUCCGUCUCGAUGAUCUGGACCGAGCUCGUCAACCGCUCAAUCGAGAAGUUGUUUCGUAUUUUUCUAAGCAAUGCCGGAAAUUACCCGUUAGCAGCCCAGCAUUAAAAUCGAAACGUCCAAAACCACCCAAAAAUGAACUCGAAUAGUAGAGUAAUUGUUCCUAGGAAAGGGAAAUCCGGGGGAGCUCUUCGACCGUUCGGCGGACUUCCCCGUCGACCGAUAUCGAGACGAUGAUGUCGAGAGACAAUUGUUGAAACGACGAAGCGCCAAGUCAUAGCCCGGAAUGAUGCUGGCCGCCCCGUCGUGGUACAA